Messenger RNA from Drosophila busckii, 938 nucleotides. RefSeq lists its product as uncharacterized. Lineage: Eukaryota; Metazoa; Arthropoda; Insecta; Diptera; Drosophilidae. The coding region runs from base 50 to 760 and encodes 236 amino acids. The record is from RefSeq and is a predicted model, not a curated record. The transcript has a single exon.
UGGCAGCAGCAAUUUAAAAAUAAACAAUUUUGUGUGUAUUCCAUGUAAAAUGCAAGAAUUUAGCGCUAAGCAAAAUGCGCUAUUUGCAUGUCUUGACGAUGCAAGUAAGGAUCUCAAAGGCACAGCCUUGGACCAGAGUACAGCAAAGCCAUAUACAAUAAAUGCACUGCAGCGAGCCAAUGACAGUCAAAAUGAGGGACAAGAAGUCAUGCACUACAGAAAGGGACGCAGCAUUGCGGCUGGCGGUCAGGCCGAGGAUAGGGAACUACGUCGUAUGCGUGGCAAGGAGAGUAUAUUUAAGAAGCCCGAGCUACCCAUUGGCCGCUGUUUGAAGCCACGCAAGACUCCCGAUUAUCAAAUAAACCCACACAAAUGGAAGAAAUACUCACUCGCCGAUGCAGACAUCUCAGAUCAGAGCAACUCCUCGGCAGCUUUGGCUUUUCUUAAGCAAAUGGACGCACGGCGAGAGGCAGAAGCAGAUGAUAUAGCCGAUGACGAAGCAGGCAGAGCAAACAAGAUAGAGUUUAAGAAGACAAGCAAAUUGCAGCGGAAUUUCGCGCAACGUCGGGAAAUUGAAGUAGAUGAUGCUGAAGUGGACAAGCCACAGCUGCGUGGCUCCAAGCUGGUUAUGCCAGAGUAUGUAAUUGGUCAAAAGUCGACAAAGAAAGCAAAGAAAACACGGAUCAGCAAUCAGGAACGUGCAGCGGGCAAAUUGCAGCUAUCACAUCUGGAAGAGCCAGAAGAGGAAGAGCAGGAUUAGUCUGACUUUAGAUACUAGUGUAUACAUAUGUAGUUGCUUACAUACAGCAUAUAAAACAUUUAUUGGAAAAACAGAUAUAAGAGUAUUUUUGUAUAAAAGGACAGCACGAAUAUGUUGUAUAUACUCAGUGUAUAUAUGUAUGUAGGUAUAAAAAAAAUGUCAAAGUGUAUAAAAAAAU